Messenger RNA from Tuber aestivum (summer truffle), 1874 nucleotides. The record is from the annotation of a GenBank genome assembly. NCBI's taxonomy places the organism in Eukaryota, Fungi, Ascomycota, Pezizomycetes, Pezizales, Tuberaceae.
ACUGUUGAAAACACACGAAACAACAACACAACAGCACACGACAACACCUCUGACCAGAGUGUUCUCGGCUUGUUUAAAUCUCUUACCCUUUCUUCCCUCUGGAUUGAGACUCGAACAUCUUGCGCUCUAAUAUCUACUACUACACUCACCGAUUCCCCUCUCCUCUACAACCAGUAACCUGAGGCUAGGCCACUAACACCCCCCCGUACCUCCAACAAGAUAAAAAACAUACCUAUAUAAAGCAACUCCCCACCGCUACCGCUUCAAACUCAACCAGCAAGCACAAAAACUCAUAUACCCACACACUUCUCCAAGCCCUUUACAAACAAAAUGGAUGAAAUCCUCUUCCACGUCAUGAACAUCGCGUACGGCGCCACGAGCUACACGACAUCGCUCAAGACUCAACUGGUUGUCCCCCUAAAGCAGUACGCCACCUCGCAGCCAGACCUGAUGAACAUCGCCCUCCUCCUCGUGAUCGUCUACCUCUCGCUAUCGAUUCUGGGUAUGGCUAGUCGCUGGAUCUACUCUAUCGUCAUCACCACAUUGCGCUUGCUCCUGUUUGUCGCUGUGAUCGGCGGCGGGAUCUGGGUGUGGCAGCGCGGGCUGCAGACGUCUCAGAGCGACUUCCUCAGGGUCGUUGAAGUGGUCAGCGAGAGUGUUAGUGCCGCUGCUGCCGGGAAGGGACCAGGCGGUGGGGGAGCAGGAGGGAUGGGGGGUGCCGGUGCCGGGUUUGAAAGGCCGAGAUAUGACUAUUAGAAGCGCUUUCUGUGGGAUGGGGAGGUGGUUAUAGAGGGGGGGAAGUUUUUUUUUUUUACGGUAAUGACGUUGAUGACUACAAUGAUGACCUGCUGGGCUCUACUGCUCACAGGUGGAUUGCCCUGGGAUUGUUGAAAAAGGAUUGGAUGGGUGGACGGAUGGAUGGGUAUAUCACGGUUUUUCCUUUCGACCUGCUAUUGUCUUUCUUGCUUGUUUUCCUUUUCGCCGGACUACCUAAUACCAAAGGUCCGGUAGCCUCACCUUUUACUCUUCUUUUUCAUUCAACCGUUCACUCUCAAUUUCAUUCUUCACUAUUGCAUUCCCGCUCAAUUGCUUUCCAUUUACUCCCCCCCCGCCCAAAAAAAAGUCACAAAAUACUGUACUGUACUCCAUCCAAUUUUUAGCUGUCAAAAUAAUGUUUUUCCAUAGAAUUUCACUUUAUUGCCGCUGCUGAUGCUCUAGUCACUCUCGCAUUGUGAGCGCGUAAGACCUAAAUUACAAGUUACAGUAUCGCAUCUAUCUAUCCGCAGUACGUUUGAUAUAGAUAUCCCAUCGUAUGAUGAAUAAGGCUGGUUUUAGGCCAAACUCGAGCUGGGCAGGGUAACCUCCAAUCAAACUUGCAAUCUGUUCUUUACGGCACGCGGGCCCGUCCGUCUGUUCGUCCGUGCGCAACCUAACUCACCGCAGUCCACCAUACAUGCUCACCGAACCGUACUGUAGUCUACUGAAACCGAUGGGCAUCAGCAGCAAGACAAGAAGCGAGAAGUACUACACCGUAUGCAUCACAGCUUGCGAUUAUAAUACGAUACCAGUCUUGACGCUUUUGAGGAGUUUCUUGCCAGCGUAUGCACAAGUCAUCACUCGGAUUUCGGAAAGUGGUGCUCACUUAUACUAGUACUCGAGUAAUUAGUCGUGAUGGAGGCGGAGGGGGGCCAGGGAUUAUUCUCAAUUCUCAGGGAAGGGAUGGGAAGGGAAGGGAGGAGGGAUUAUGUCCAUUGUCAGGCCGCCCGCCGAUAACUAUAUACCCAUCUAGAAUAUUUGGAUAGAGGCGCCGGGCUAGAUUAAAUGGAAAGAAAGCGGGAAAGUAUCAUAAUGUAUUCAUACCCACGGGCGGCCUA